Molecule: messenger RNA, 258 nt
Organism: Danaus chrysippus (African queen)
Lineage: Eukaryota; Metazoa; Arthropoda; Insecta; Lepidoptera; Nymphalidae
Source: the annotation of a GenBank genome assembly
AUGGGAUGGAUCCGUGAUCCUUGGAUGUGGAUCCUUGGCUUCCGAUUGGUCGGAACUGAUCACGAGCGACGCCUCGCUGAGACAUUCGAAUUUGAAUAUCGAAGGGAGAUGGAACGUUCAGGCUCAGGGUGUCCGGAGCAUAAGCCCGUCCCCACAGCAUACGUUCGUCGUUACCCCGAGGGAGGGUAUCGUGUUACCCCGCGACUAGUUUGUAUAAUUUUAGAUUCGGGGGAUCCAGACUCCUAUAGAAUUGACUGA